Messenger RNA from Fusarium venenatum, 1299 nucleotides. RefSeq names its product vitamin B6 photo-protection and homoeostasis-domain-containing protein. The record is from RefSeq and is a predicted model, not a curated record. Lineage: Eukaryota; Fungi; Ascomycota; Sordariomycetes; Hypocreales; Nectriaceae.
AUGAAGGAGCUUGCAGAAAAUCUUGGCCGCGGCCAACCUAUUGAAAUUGCAGAAUAUGACAAAUCCGGAAAUCAUAUCCGUACCUGGACUCACGGCCCUGACAAUCAUGUCGUCUUGAAGGCCGAGGCCCGUACUUCUUGGCUCCCUUCUAUGCACGAUGCUUUCAUGCCCGUUGGAUAUCCGCAUUCUGUUUCGGGCGAUUACUUCAACUAUCAGUUUUUCGAUUCCAUGCAGGCUUUCUUCUCGACCAUUACCUCUCUUCUUGCCAACAGAGCGUUGCUGCAAGGUCUCGGCGUCGGAGACGCUAAUUCGUCUGCGACUUUUGCUAUGCUACUCACCGUCCUCAAGGAUGCUAUUUCCCGUAUCGCAACCAUUGUCUUUGCUCACCAGUUUGGCCUUCGUAUAGAGCCCGACGCCAAGCGCUUCCGCUUUCUCGCCGAUCUGUUCAACGAUACUGCUUUUUUCAUGGAGCUGUACAGCCCCUACCUUGGUUCCUACGGGAAGAUUAUCGCACUCACCACCGGAGAGGCCCUUCGAGCCCUGUGUGGUGUCGCAGCAGGUGCAAGCAAAGCAGCUUUAAGUGUGCAUUUUGCCAAACACGACAACCUUGCGGAACUCAAUGCCAAAGAGGCCAGUCAGGAAACGGCCGUCGGUCUAUUCGGUCUCGCUGUUGGGACACUCGUCGUCAAGUAUGUGGAAGAUCACAAUACCGUCGUGUUUCUCAUGAUUGCCCUCGUACUCGCCCACUUGUGGAUGAACUAUCUUGGCGUUCGCAGUGUGUGCAUGGACAACUUCAACCGACAGCGUGCAACCAUCCUAUUCGAAGAAUACCUAAAGACGGGCAACAUCAUGACACCCGAAGAGGUCGCUAAGCGCGAGAGCAUCCUGUUCUGGCGGCCCGUCGCCCACAAUCGAGAAGGCAAGGAAGUCGCACGUAUCGAAAUGGCCGAUAGUUAUAAAAAGGCAACGAACAGCGGCCGCACAAUCGACGUGUUUACCGUCAACGACGGAAGUACCCUUUUCGUUGGGUCAGAAGGCAGUAUCAAGAUCAUGCUUUGGAAGGAUUCUACUGCUGUCCAAGCAAUUGACGCUUGGUAUACGGCUGUGAAGAUCGCCUGGGCCAGGGACUCGAUGGAAAAGGGAAGCGGUCAUGAACCUUACCUUGGGAAGGGAGGAGCUUUGGAAGGGGAUCUUUUGGUAGAAUUACUUGCGAAGGGGUGGAAAUUGGACUCGCACGCUCUUGAGACAUGUGCGCCUACUCGUCUUUGUCUAGGCAUGGAGACCAAGAAGGACGAAUAA